GGAAAAUCCCCAAGCUGUACUCAGAGGUGGAAGUGAGCUCUCAGAGGGAUCUGGAUCCCAGUGAGAACCCCGGGCCAGUGCCAGAAUCUGCUGCCAGAAACCCCAGCACCGUCAGGCCACCCAAGAACAGCAGAGCUGAGGAGCAGGACGGGGAGGACGCGGAGAGGAGGAAGAGGAGGAGGAAGGCGAGCAAGAGGAAGAGAGAAGUGAGGAGCCAGGAGGAGGAAGAGGGCUCCUUGUCCUGUGACAUCAAACUGGACGAGUCCCUGGACCGCACGCUGGAGGACGGAGCCAAGCAGCACAACCUGACCGUGGUCAACGUCAGGAACAUCCUGCACGAGGUGAUCACCAACGAGCACGUGGUGGCCAUGGUGAAAGCAGCCAUCAGUGAGACAGAGGAUAUUCCUUUGUUU
Molecule: messenger RNA, 413 nt
Organism: Zonotrichia albicollis (white-throated sparrow)
Lineage: Eukaryota; Metazoa; Chordata; Aves; Passeriformes; Passerellidae
Source: RefSeq, a predicted model, not a curated record